AUGAAAGCCCAACAAGAAACACUCAGCGACAUCGCAAUUCCAUUCUGUACACCUUUGCAGGUAGCCCUUCCUCUGCCAAUAUGUAUAGGGCUGUUGAAAACAGCGAGCACAGAUCUUGGUGGUGUGUUUCCGGCACUCGAUAUGUUGGGAGAGGACGGCCAGACGCUUUGUGCGUUCAUGUUUGGGACAUGCGAUCUUCCUGCCCCUCCAAAAUUGGAUCUGGGAAGCUUAUUCAAAGGGAAGACGGAGAAGCCAGCGCCGCGUGUUGCGAGUACUUGCAAGAAGGAACCGUUGAAGGUCUUGCAUAUCAGUGAUUACCAUCUCGACAUGCGGUAUGUGGUAGGAUCCGAAGCAAAUUGCACUGGGGCUGGGAACUUAUGUUGCCGCGUUCAUCCAUAUACGAAUGUCAGUGUACCGAUUCAGGAACCGGCAUCAAUAUUUGGGAACUAUUUAUGUGAUACCCCUGAAGCAUUAGGGACGUCUCUCUUUCGACAGCUGCCAAAAGCGACGGGACAUCGUUGGGAGGACUUCUCGUUCGGUCUCUUCACCGGAGACUUGGUGUCCCAUGAUAUUUGGGAGUUGACUGAGCCUUACGUGCUGGCUGAGGAGCUUCUGAGCUAUCAGCAUUUUUUCGAUGGUAUGGGCGGCGUCAAGAUAUUCCCAACAUUAGGAAAUCACGACACGUUCCCCCACGCUUUCACCUCCUUCCCCAACCAAGACAAAGUUCUUCCGGCCAAUGCAUCUUUCGGCAUUCAACAGGAAUGGAAUUACCAGAACAUCAGUGCGGCAUGGGAAAACUACGGCUGGUUAAGUGCAUCUGAAGCCUCCACAGUUGUCAACAGCGGCUUGGGUAUCUACAGGGCCGUUACUCCCGAAGGCCUCGUCAUUAUUUCUCUUAACAGUGACGUCUGGUACUAUUUCAACAUGUACGCCUACAUUGGCGGCAACUCCAUAGACCCAACGGGCAUGUUCAACACUCUAAUCUCCUACCUUCUCGAAGCAGAAUCGAAGAACCAAGCAGUCUGGCUUAUCCAACACGUAAAUGUCGGCGGAAGUACUGACUACGAAGCAUUACCUGCUGCGACGGAUCUGUACUACCAGAUUGUUGAUCGGUUUAAUAACACGAUUCGCGCAACGUUCUUUGGGCACACGCAUGCGGAUGAGUUUGGAGUAUUUUAUUCGAAUAAUGGAACGGUGCAGACGGCGCAGACGGCGGCGAGCGUUGCAUACAUCAUGCCUUCUGUCACAACUUACACGAAUAAGAAUGCCGGGUUCAGAUAUUACCUCGUUGAUCCGGAGUCCUUCGAUGUCCUGGACUCUGUCAACUUCUACGCCAACAUCUCCAACACGGACCAGUGGGCAAAACACGGGGAUGUCACGUGGGAAUUCGAGUACUCUGCUCGCGACACCUAUGAUCCUUCCCACACCCUGCUCAAGCCGAAUGAGCCACUAUCUGCAGCAUUUUGGCACCAGGUUACGGAGAAGAUUUAUACGAAUGAGACGAUGUUUGAGACGUAUACGGAUCUAAGGACGAAGAAGUUUAGACCGUUCGUGAAUGAGACGGCGGCGCAGAGGAAUUUGACGCUGUGUGGGUUAAGGAGUAUGAGUGUGCCAAUAUUUGAGAGGUGUUUGGGGAAUAUGAAGAGUACGACUAGCUUUCUCUGA
Messenger RNA from Hyaloscypha bicolor E, 1665 nucleotides. RefSeq lists its product as uncharacterized. Gene Ontology annotation, molecular function: hydrolase activity. The record is from RefSeq and is a predicted model, not a curated record. NCBI's taxonomy places the organism in Eukaryota, Fungi, Ascomycota, Leotiomycetes, Helotiales, Hyaloscyphaceae. The coding region runs from base 1 to 1665 and encodes 554 amino acids. The transcript has 2 exons.